AUGGCGGACGUGGCUACAGACACUCAUCCAAACCCAACACCAACAGCUACUACCACUGAGGCCACGACAGAAGCCCCACAUGUAGUCCACGAGACUCAUGCUUCGUCCAAUUCAGGACCUCCAGCUUCCUCUUCAACUGAGCCAACCACAACAACUACUGCUCCACCUGCUGCUACUGCACCAACUACCACUACUACUACUACUACUACCGCGGCAACGACUACAGCUGCGCCAGCAGCACCAGCAGAGCCACGUAUGGCUCAUGGACUACCAUUGAUCGAUCCCCAGCCACAUCAUGCAGUAAAUGGAGUUUUGAUCGAGCCCUUGCCAAUGCCCUUGACCAUCGUUGAUGGAUUGGAGAACACGGUACUGCGCUACCCACACAAUCUGGCAAUACAGGUGAAGCGUGGUGGCAAGUGGACCAAGUGGACUUGGGCCAAAUACAGGGAGGACAUAUACUCGGCGGCAAAAUCAUUCAUUAAGCUCGGACUUCGCGAGAAGGAGGGCAUCAACAUCAUUGGCUUCAACUCGCCCGAGUGGCAUCUAUCGCAUCUCGGCGCCAUCUUUGCCGGUGGUGUGCCCACGGGCAUCUACUCGACCAGCUCAUCGACACAGUGCGAGUACUUUGUACAGCACUCUGAGGCGGCCUUUGUCUGCGUAGAGAACGAGCAGCAGCUGGCCAAGUACACCUCGAUCAGAGACCGCAUCCCGACAUGUCGCGGCAUCAUCAUUAUGGAACCUACGCCGGUGGCGGCAGGCGCGACCGCGACAGCCCACGGCGAGGGCAUCUACACGUGGGAGCAGUUCAUGGAGCUGGGUCGCUCGGUGCCCGACUCGGAGGUGGACCGCCUCUCCAAGGCCAUCAAGCCCGACGACCUCUGCACACUCAUCUAUACCAGUGGCACGACUGGCAUGCCCAAGGGCUGCAUGAUCACCCAUCGCAACGUGUCCUGGACCGUCCACACCCUUGGCAGCAUGGUGCUUCACCCACAGCGUUGUCAUCGCGAGCGCUUCAUCUCCUACCUCCCGCUCAGCCACAUUGCCGAGCAAGUAGUAACCCUCUACGCGCCCAUGCUCUUUGGUUUCAACGUAUCAUUCGCAGACAGGGAUGCGCUACAGGGUACAUUGCUUGACACAUUGAUGGACGUCAAGCCAACAGUGUUCUUUGGAGUCCCAAGAGUAUGGGAGAAGAUACAGUUGAAGAUCUCGCUGAUGUUGAACCAGGGCGGCUUUGUCAAGAAGAAGUUGCUGAGCUGGGCACGUGGCAAGGGCAUUGCCGGAGGCUACAGCGCUCAGCGCGGCGAGAAGAAGCCCAUGGGCUACGGCUUGGCUCGCUCCCUCGUCUUUAAGAAGGUGCUUGGCAACCUCGGUUUGUCCAACUGCUGGUUCAUGGCGUCGACCGCCGCACCCAUCAGCAAGGACACGCUCGAGUUCUUCAUGUCGCUGGGCAUCACCAUCACUGAGGCCUACGGUAUGUCUGAGUUGACUGGCCCACAGACGAUCGGCUAUCCCAAGGUCAAGACGGGCAGUAUCGGCAAGACCCUGCCCGGUUCGUUCAUCAAGCUCAACGAGGGCGACAACGAGAUCUGCGUCAAGGGACCAAACUGUUUCGCUGGCUACUACAAGAAUCCAGAGGCCACACGCGAGACAAUCGACAGCGACGGCUGGGUGCACACAGGCGACGUUGGAUACAUUGACGAGAGCGGCUACGUCUACAUCACGGACCGCAAGAAGGAGUUGAUCAUCACGGCCGGUGGCGAGAACAUUGCGCCAUCUCUGAUCGAAGGUUACUUGCGCCAGAUUCCCGGUGUCAACAUGGCUAUGGUGGUGGGUGAUCGCCAGAAGUACCUGGUGGUGCUGCUCAACAUUGGAAGCCCAGAGCUUCUCAAGAAGUUGGAGUACGGCCACACGCCACCCGCAUCGCUGGCCGAGGCCAUCACCGACAAGCACUUUAACGAGUACCUCGAGGCCAAGAUCACCGAGGUGAACUCGCGUCUGCCCAACGUGUCCACUGUGAAGAAGUACAAGAUCGUGCCACAGGACUGGACGGACCAGGGCCCCGACGCCGAGCUCACGCCCACCCAGAAGCUCAAGCGCAGGAUCAUCCUGACCAAGUACGACGCGAUGAUUCGCGAGAUGUACGGCGACCAGUAUGCCGAGGGAGCGUUUGUUCAGGCGCCCGCGGCCAGUCUCCAACAGUCAAUGGUGGUUGAGCGACGAACACACUCAAACGAGGCCAUCCCACCAGUCGUUCACUCAUCAGCACCGGUUGCACCUGUGGCUGCGGCAGCAGCAGUGCCAUUGGUCGUGGCGGGAGGUGCAGCGGCUGCGGCCGCAAACCAUCAGCCUGAGCACCAACAACAGGCUCCAGCACCGCAGCAUCAAGAGCAGCACGAGUCGGCGACAGCACCACCAGCAGUCGACAGUCCGGAAGUGGCCAAGGUGAACAUUGUGGAUAACCAGCAGCAAGGCACGCCCCCUCCUCCAUUGGGCGAUGUUGUCGAUGUGGUAAUUGUUGACAAGAACAAGGCGGUGGCGGCACCAGUUGCCGCCCACGAGGCAGUGGCAGCAAAGACUGAUGAUGAAUCCUCUGAUUACACCACAUCGUCCAGCGACACCAGUGACAGUGACUCAUCGACCAGCGAAACAACCGAAGACAAUUCGAUACAGGCCAAAUAG
Molecule: messenger RNA, 2679 nt
Organism: Acytostelium subglobosum LB1
Lineage: Eukaryota; Evosea; Eumycetozoa; Acytosteliales; Acytosteliaceae
Exons: 2
Coding region: 1-2679 (892 amino acids)
Cellular component (GO): endoplasmic reticulum; membrane
Molecular function (GO): long-chain fatty acid-CoA ligase activity
Source: RefSeq, a predicted model, not a curated record